UUGACACUAGUUGUGAUGUUAGCUUGUUUUCUUGGACGCUCCUAGCUCUGAUCUCACCGCCCUGCUAAUUGCCUCACGCCCCCCUCAGGAAACCAUGGCCUCGGAGGCCUCGGGAUCCCCUCAGUCGUCCCAACAUGACGCGGUGCUACAGCAGCGAGUGGCAGCUCUGGAGCAGGAGAGGGCCGAGUUCAUCAAACUCAAGCAGCAGCUGGAGGUGGAGUUCAACCAGAAGCGGGCCAAGUUCAAAGAGCUUUACCUCUCCAAGGAAGAGGAGCUGAAGAGGCAGACAGCUGCACUGGAGGACGCCCAUUCCGAGCUGAGCUCCAUCCAGACCCAGCUCUCUCAGGCCCGGGCUGAGAUAGAGACCAUCAAAGCUGUGGCCACCGUGUCGGAAAACACCAAACAGGAAGCCAUCGACCAAGUCCGCAGCCAAUGGCAGGAGGAGGUGGCCUCCCUGCAGGCCAUAAUGAAAGACACUGUGUGUGAGUAUGAGGUCCAGUUCCACCAACGCCUGGAGCAGGAGCGUGCCCAGUGGAACCAGUAUCGCGAGGCGGUGGAGAGGGAGCUGGGCGAGCUGAGGCGCCGGCUCUCCGAGGGUCAGGAGGAGGAGAACCUGGAGGAUGAAAUGAAGAAAGCCCAGGAGGAUGCAGAGAAGCUGCGUUCCGUAGUGAUGCCUAUGGAGCACGAGAUCGCAGCCCUGAAGGCCAAACUGGCCACAGCCGAGGAGAAGGUGAAGGAGUUGGAGGCUUCGAAGGUCAAGGAGCUCAAUCACGUUCUGGAGGCUGAGAAGUCGUGUCGUACGGACCUGGAGAUGUAUGUCGCUGUGCUGAACACGCAGAAGUCCGUCUUGCAGGAGGAUGCGGAGAAACUACGGAAGGAGCUUCAUGACGUCUGUCACAAGCUGGAGUUGGAGCGGCAGCAGCACAACCAGCUGAAGCACACAUGGCAGCGAGCUAACGACCAAUUCCUGGAGUCUCACCGCCUCCUUAUGAGGGACAUGCAGAGGAUCGAGAGCGUGCUGUCAUCAGAACAGCUCCGCCAGGUGGAGGAGAUGAAGAAGAAAGACCAGGAGGAUGACGAAAAGGAGCGCCUGAGUCAAGUGAAGGACCUGCAGGAGGACAACGGAGGAGACAACACCGAGCCUUUGGAGGACUUAUUCCUCGGCCUCAGCGUCGAGGAGCCCCAUGUGAACCACAGCGCCCACGGCUCUAUGCACUCCUUAGACACUGAUGUGGUGACGGGCAGCCCCAUGGACCCUUACAAGGACAACUUGCGGCGAGUUCAGUCCACAGACAGCCUCGGUUCCUCGCUGUCCAUCCAGCAGGGUCUUGGCGGCCAGAACCACAAGGCCAAAUCAGCAGGCCACUUGGACGAGUCGGACUUUGGGCCCUUGGUUGGGGCCGACAGCGGGGUGACAGACAGUAGUUUUGGAGAGACUGCUUCAAUUAGCUCAAUCAAGCUGCCGACAAGUCACUUCCUGCUGACUAAAGACCAGGAGAAGGCGAUCAAAGCCAUGACCCCGGAGCAGGAGGAGACGGCGUCGCUGCUGUCCAGCAUCUCUCACGCCCCAGACACCGCUUACUUACCGCCUGCCGGCUACCGGCUCGUCAGUGACAGCGAGUGGAACCUGCUACAGCAAGAGUUGAAAAAUGCUGGCAGGAAGCUCGGACGAAGGUGCGACAUGUGCUCAAACUAUGAGAAGCAGCUUCAGGCCAUCCAAGGACAGGAGGCUGAGACGAGAGAUCAGGUAAAGAAGCUGCAGGUGAUGCUACGUCAGGCCAACGAUCAGCUGGAGAGGACGAUGACUGAGAAGCAGAAUUUGGAAGAUUCAGUCAAAGCAGGAAACGAGGAAACCGCUGCUAAGGUAUCUGGCCUCAUGCAGAGAGUCCAGGAAUCAGAAACACUGCUCAGCACACUACAGCAAGCCUUCAGUGACGCUAAGAGGAACACACAGGAACAGAUGGCGGUGCUGCUGAAGUCCAGGGAGCAGGUGGCAGAUGAGCUAAGUCGACUACAGAGAGAUAACGAGAGUCUGCAGGGGAAGCACAGGCUGCAUUUAGAACUGCAGCAGCAAGAAGACUUCCAAAUGCCCACUACUGUUCAAGAGCUCCAGGGCCUGGUGCUGCGGUUGCGUGAGGACAUGGUGGCGUUACGGACGUCGGCCGAUCACAUGGAGGAGAAGCUGAAGGCUGAGAUCUUAUUUCUGAAGGAGCAGAUCCAGGCGGAGCAGUGCCUGAAGGAGAACCUGGAGGACACUCUGCAGCUGGAGAUCGAGGGAUGUAAGGAGGAAAUAGACAUCCUGGAAGCGUCUUUCUCCAGUUUGAAGACGGAGCUGGAGCGAAUAAAAGCGGAGAAGGAACAGCUGGAGAGCAGUUUGGCCGAGAAGACUGAGACACUGAGGAGCCUCCAGGGCCUGAGGAUCAGCCUGGAGCAGCAGCUCAAAGAGCUCACCACUGCAAAGAGUGCACUUGAAAGUCAAGUCCUCGAUGAGAAAGACAAAGCCCAGCGGCUGCAGACCGAGCUGGACGUCAGCGAGCAGGUUCAGAAGGACUUUGUGAAACUUUCUCAGACCCUUCAGGUACAGCUGGAGCGGAUACGACAGGCGGACUCCUUGGAUCGAAUCAAAGUAAUCCUCAAUGACACCAACUUAACUGACAUCAAUCAGCUUCCAGACACAUGAUACCACUGAAGGACAACUGCCUUCACUUUCAUUUCCCCUUCUUUCUAUUUCACCGACCCAGUAACAUAUUACCCGACCCUUCCUCUUCUUCUUCCUCCUCCUCCUCCUCCCCCAUAACCACCUUGGAAGAGUUUGGAGGGACAUGGACAGACGUGGCAUGAGGAGCUCAUGGCCUUUUGUGUACAUUAGAAGUCUCUGAACACACCACAGAUAGAAUAAUGAAGAAGAACACUACUAAAAAAAUAAAAUGUAAAUAACUAAAUGUGGACGGAGGGAGCGGGCGGAGGUGCUUCUCCCUGUGGGUUCUGUCUGUCUCGUUUCUACUGUAGAUACGACUGUCUGUAUUAGCUCGACCAAAAAAAGGUUUGUCGUCCUCUGAAGCACUUUUCAUCUGCGACUUCUCUUUCCAGGUAAAUAGAAAAUAAUUGGAUGCAUAAAUUUUCCUCCGUCUGUUCUCAAAGCGGUUGAUAAUGGCUUCCUUUCUCCUCUUGCUUGUGCUUUCCGUGUUUUGUUUUGGGUUUGUUUUUUUUUCCUUUUUCCUCCAGUUUUCUUGCUUUUUUUUUUUUUUCUCUUUGUGACAUUUCAACCCUCUUCUGGUCAUUUUUAACUCUGUGACAGCAGCACGAUGAAGGAUGGAAAAUACUUGCACAUAAUUUAACUGGGAUAAGAAAAUAAGGAACGUAACAAAAUGCGAGCAAUACCCUUCAUGUCUUCAGCACCCUCUGCUGUGUUUUUGCUCUGUUUGUUGCUCUUUAGUGUCUCACAGAAACCUUUUUUUUUUUUUUUUUUUUUAAAAGCUGCAGAAAUACAGUGAAGAAACAUUAGUCACGUUCAAACUUGUGUUUCUCAACAUGUUUAAAAAAAAUUAAAAGAAGAAACACUAGUUAAUCCAGGUCAUGUCAGGUAAACGGAUGUUUAGGUGAUGAGGGAAAUUACAGAAUUAAAACUGCAAAGUAAUGGCUUUUAACACACA
This is a messenger RNA of Maylandia zebra (zebra mbuna), 3653 nucleotides long. The record is from RefSeq and is a predicted model, not a curated record. Lineage: Eukaryota; Metazoa; Chordata; Actinopteri; Cichliformes; Cichlidae.